Messenger RNA from Monascus purpureus, 1004 nucleotides. NCBI's taxonomy places the organism in Eukaryota, Fungi, Ascomycota, Eurotiomycetes, Eurotiales, Aspergillaceae. The record is from the annotation of a GenBank genome assembly.
AUGAGAAGCCGCAAGGCGAACCAGAUGGAUUUGGAAGAAAUGGGGUAUGAUGAUGAAGAACCUCCGUUAUAUGUCUGUGGAACUCUAGCAGCGUGGAUCCAGAUACUGGAGGAUCCACAAAGGGUUCAGGCAUUGCUGGAUGGAGGUGCGGAAAUCAAUGUGAUGCAAGCCUGGCUAGCGGAAAAACAUGCGCUGCCAGUCACUCUGCACGCCAAAGGAACGAUGAGAAGUGCCAACGGAGGUCUCACGCCGUUUGUUGGAAUCUGCGAGCGGGUCCCAGUACGGAUUGGGAGUUUCCAAUAUUAUGUCCCUUUCUUCAUUGUGGACACGCGCGGCGGACAUGCAGUGGUGCUGGGGAGGCCAUUUGAACACAUGAGCCGUAUGGCGCACACGAACACAGCUUCCGGGGCGGUCAUGACAACGAUUUAUUCAAUGGACAGGACGAAGGUCGCGAGAAUGAAGGUUUUCACCCCCGGAACGCGUAGGAUGGAGACCCGGAGGGACGUUUUCGAAGAUCGGAGGUUAAUUGGAGAGGAGCCGGGAAACUAGCCGCUGGGUUUGUACCGAGCCCAGGACCCAGCGGACGGAGGGGCUCAAGGCCAUCAUACCAAAGUAUGGCGGAUGUUAUGUCACGUGAUGUUGGAGAACGGACAUACAUGAGUAUUGCGGAGUUGGAGAAAAUGGCUCCAGUACGGGAAGUGCGGUUCCAGCCGGCCCUUUGCUGGGAUGGAAGUGGAAUAGAGCCACGGAUAAGCCGACGUGUGGACUUGGUGACACUGAGACAGCAGUAUUUGGUAAACACCAAAUACAAAAGGAAAGCAGAUAAGGUCCUGCCAGUAAACAAGCCCGAUCCAACAGGGGCGGCACCAGUUGGAAAUGGGGACUGGCGGUUGAAGGUUCUGAAGAAGUAUUAUUCGAACCAGUGGUCAAGAGUGGAGGAGGUCAAGGGGGAAUUUCAAAGGAGUGUCAUUCCCAAAAUAUCAGGGAUCGCGAGAGGGUCACGG